Molecule: messenger RNA, 1956 nt
Organism: Hibiscus syriacus
Lineage: Eukaryota; Viridiplantae; Streptophyta; Magnoliopsida; Malvales; Malvaceae
Product: sucrose transport protein SUC2-like
Exons: 5
Coding region: 179-1663 (494 amino acids)
Biological process (GO): sucrose transport
Cellular component (GO): vacuole; plasma membrane
Molecular function (GO): sucrose:proton symporter activity
Source: RefSeq, a predicted model, not a curated record
AGUUCUCAACACUUAGCCCCCCCCUUUCCAAAACCCCCAACCCCCGGGGUCACAUAAAACCUCAGGAAAUCAAUUGUUUUCACCAAAAGAGAGUUUGGAAGAAAUUAAAGUGGUGACAGAUCCAUAAAUAUUUAGCUCUACCGGGAAAAAGCUGAUAAAAAAAACAUUGGCAAGCAGAAUGGAAAACGGAGUUAUCAACCCGCCAGCUCCAAGCUCGAUUAGGAAAAUCAUCACUGUUGCUUCCAUUGCCGCCGGCAUCCAAUUCGGGUGGGCUUUGCAGUUGUCUCUUUUAACUCCAUACGUCCAGACCCUCGGUGUGCCCCAUACAUGGGCUGCUUUCAUAUGGCUCUGCGGUCCCAUCUCCGGUCUUCUCGUUCAACCCAUUGUUGGAUACAACAGUGACCGUUGCACCUCUCGGUUCGGUCGACGCCGACCCUUUAUCCUUGCUGGAGCCGCCUCGGUAUCCAUCGCCGUUUUCCUCAUCGGCUUCGCCAAAGACAUAGGUCACCAUGCAGGCGAUUCCUUGGAGAAACCGACUAAACCCAGAGCCGUCGCUAUAUUCGUCAUUGGGUUUUGGAUCCUCGACGUCGCUAACAACAUGUUGCAGGGUCCGUGCCGAGCUCUACUCGCCGACUUAUCGGCUAACGACCACAAAAAAAUGAGAACAGCCAACGGUUGGUUCUCGUUUUUCAUGGCGGUCGGCAACGUGUUGGGAUACGCCGCCGGUUCUUACCCCCACCUUUACAAGAUCUUCCCUUUCACGAAAACAAUAGCGUGCGAUAUCUACUGUGCUAACCUCAAAUCGUGCUUCACGAUCGACAUCGUAAUCCUCAUUCUAGUCACGGUGACCGCCGUCACGACCGUGAAGGAAUCUCCGUUCACUAAGCAAGUCGACGAGGACGAGACGAAACAGGCCUCUCCCUUCGUGGGCGAGAUCGUUUCGGCUUUCAAGAGCCUGAAGAAGCCAAUGUGGAUAUUGUUGCUCGUGACUUGCCUUAACUGGAUAGCCUGGUUCCCAUUCUUAUUGUUCGACACUGAUUGGAUGGGGACCGAGGUCUACGGAGGCAAAGUGAAAGGCAACGUACACGAAGUCAAGAUCUACGGCGACGGUGUUCGAGCGGGCUCGUUCGGGUUGAUGAUAAAUUCCAUCGUCUUGGGGUUGACGUCGCUGGUUCUGGAGCCGGUGGGGCGGUUGAUCGGCGGGGUAAAGAACGUGUGGGCGAUCGUCAACUUCAUCUUGUGCGCGUGCUUGGCGUCGACGGUGUUCAUCACCAAGGUUGCCGAGGCAUGGCGACAACACGCUGGGCCCGUACUUGCCCAUCCUCCAGCUAAUGUUCAAGGAUCUGCGUUGGCUGUAUUCGGAAUUUUGGGCAUUCCACUUGCGGUAACAUACAGUAUUCCAUUCGCUCUGGCAUCCAUCUAUUGCUCUUCUUCUGGUGGUGGUCAAGGUCUUUCCCUAGGAGUGCUAAACAUGUCUAUAGUUAUCCCACAGAUGUUUAUAUCGGUAAUUAGUGGGCCGUUGGACGAUGCGUUUGGGGGAGGCAACUUGCCUGCGUUUGUGUUCGGGUCAAUAGCGGCGGCCGUCAGUGCGUUGCUGGCCAUACUGGCGUUGCCCAACCCGCCAAAACAAGUAUCCCUUUCGCCAGGGAUGGGUGGCCACUAAUAAAUAAAAGAUCUUACCAUCUGCAUGCAUGCGCCGCCAUGUUUUUAAGUUUAUAAUUUGCUUUGGUGUAGCCUUUUUCACAUAAUACUUGCUUCUUCUGAUUCAAUGCAAUCAUGGCUCGUCCCCAUGCCUCCUUAUGUAUUGUUUUUAAGUUCUAACAUAUAGGCAAAGUUUGCAGGAAACAAAAAAAACCCUUUUAGUUUCCUGUCAAGGUUGUAAUCUAAGCUUUGUAUUUUCGUAAAUGAGACUUUUGAGCAGUCAAAAAGUUGGAAACAACUAUUGAGUUAUGUUUG